AUGGUUAAUGUGAGUUUUUUCCUUGUUGGUAAAGUUUCCUAAAAAUUCAACAUUUCCUUACAGUCACAAAAAAAUGAAGAUUUCAACUCAAAAGUUAGACUAAGUCUUGCACGCUUGCUUAUUAAUGAUAGAAUUGAAGAUCUUUAUUACACUGUAAGAUUUUUCCCUAAAAUAUUUCUCAAAAAUUCUUGAAAUUUUCAGAAAUUCUUCGAAAAUCCACUAACACCAAUUACCAAAACUGACACGGAAAUCAAAGAUCCACUCAAUUUUUUCAAAAUCAAUGACCUAAUGCCAAUCGAACAAGAAAUCGAUUAUAUAAAAGAUCAAAAAGAUAUAUUGUUUCCAAAACUAUUAGAACCUUCAAGAGAAAAACAUGAGUUGUUCAAAGAUUUCGCACUUUUCUAUGGAUUUGUGAGUUUUAUUUUGGAGAAAGGAAAAUUCGAGUUCGAGUUUUUUUUUAAGGGCAAACCAAUAACCAAAAAGAAGGCUGUUCAAGUAGAUAUUCCAUCGACAAGUUCAGGAGUUCAACCAUUAAAUGGGCGAAGAUCAAGACAACCAUCAACAUCGAAAAGACCAAAGGUACACUUUUUCUCAAUUUUAAGCCUAAUUUAUUCUCAACUCACCCAGUAACCUGGAAAUUUCUCUGAAAAAUAGAGGUAUAGCGGUAUUUUGAAGUCAAUCGAUAUAUUUUUCAGAACCCAGUCAACAAUAAUAAUGUUGGAGAAUGUAGAAACUUUUGUAGCUACUGCUAUGAUAAAAAAGUUCAAAUGAACAACGAAAAUCGUCUGUCAUCACCACAAAGAAAUGAUCCAAAUGCACCCUGGAAUAAUCACGGAACAUACAAAAAUGGAAGAAUCACGUGAGUUGAGAAAACAUUUUUGAGUUGAACCCAAAAAUAUUUUUAUUUUUUGAAUGUCCAGUUGUCCAAAUCUCUACUUCAACGGUUGUCCAAAAUGUGGUGCAAAUCUCGAAUCAUGCCACAUGGCAUCUCAAUGUCCAUUCAACUAA
Molecule: messenger RNA, 1008 nt
Organism: Caenorhabditis angaria
Lineage: Eukaryota; Metazoa; Nematoda; Chromadorea; Rhabditida; Rhabditidae
Source: the annotation of a GenBank genome assembly